CGCCCUGCCUAAGCUCCUGCCGACGGGAGAACAGCCGGCAGGGAAAUGUUUAACCCCUUGUUUGCCGCAGGCGAUGGCCCGAAGAGAAGGGGGCGGGGACUCCCCUGAGGCCCCGCCCUCUUCAGCCUGAGCUCGUUCGCUGGUUUCGAGCGCUCAGCCACCGCCGGGCGCAUGCGCGCCGGGUCCGUCCGCGAUGGAGUCCCUCCUGGGGCAGGUGCCGCUUCGCUUCUCCCGGGUUCCUAUGUUCCCCUUCUUCGACCUGGCGCACUAUACUGCCUCCGUCAUGACGCUGAAGGAGCAGCGCGGAGUUGUGGAUGUAGCAUACCGCAGCCCAAUUGCGUGUUGGUUUAGUGCCAUGCUGUACUGCUUCGGCGGAUCCAUUUUAUCUUCACUGAUGCUAGCAGAACCACCAGUUGCAUUUCUUGCCAAUACCACAAGUGUCCUCCUAGCCUCAUCUGUCUGGUAUCUUAUAUUUUACUGUCCACACGAUCUAGCCUACCGCUUGGUCUCUUUUCCACCUAUACAACUGAUGGUUGCAGGGAUGAAGGAAGUGACCAGGACGUGGAAAAUAACAGGCGGAGUUGCGCAUGCACAUAGCCAUUACAAGAACGCCUGGAUUGUCAUGAUAGCCAUUGGCUGGGCCAGAGGAGCUGGUGGCGGCCUAAUAUCCAACUUUGAACAGCUGGUUAGAGGUGUGUGGAAGCCUGAAACUAAUGAACUGCUGAAGAUGUCCUACCCUGUGAAAAUCAGCCUGGUGGGGGCCGUAUUCUUCACGAUGCAGCAAAUCCAUUACCUUCCAGUAGAAAAGCACGACCUUAUGUUCCUUUAUACCAUAUUCUUGGUGGGCAUGAAGAUCACUAUGAUGCUGACAGACCAUCCUCCUUCACCAUUUGCUCCAUUUGAGAACAUAUUGGGUCCCCUCCUCUUCGGUUUGCGGACGGCUCCUCCGAGAGCAAGAGGCGAGGCCAGGGUACCUCACAACGGCAUCUCCUCGGCCUGCAGCUUAACUACGGGGGGAGAAACCGAUGAGAGUUCAAAGAAAAAGCACUCAAAGAAAUCUGACUGAGACCGUUGAAAGGGGGGCUAAAUGAAGGUGGCGAAACCAGCUUCUUGUCUGUGCCCCCAAAUAUUUAAUAUUUCCUUUUUCUCAGUGAUGUGAAACAACAAUUGUGUUUAAGGAGAUUUGUGUGGCAAGAGGCUAACUACAAUAGCGUUUGAGCUCAGGCCAUGGUAAGCAUAUCCUGCGCACUUCACUCCCAGUGGCUCUCUUGCGAGCAACACUAUCUGUGAACUGGUUUUGCAGUUUAUGUGCCCCAUCAAACUACUGCCAUGUGGCUACUUGUAGCCUCUAAAACGUGCUUUUUUGUAAAUUAGAAUCCCUAUUUGGACAAGCUACAUCAUGUUAGACUACUUUUUUUCUAGUGUAAAUGAUAAAAUAAGAGUUUAUAUUGUGAUGAGAAAUUUGUACAAUAGUUUUGUAUGUUUUCUGUCUAAGAAAACAAAACGUUUUAAAACAAAACACUUUGCAAAAUAUUGUCUAGCACCAGCUAUAGCCAGAUUUGACGAUUUUUGUUGGUUGUAACUUAUUUGGGAGAUGAUCCAGUCAGAUAUAGGUGAUUUUUAAUUGAUUUAAUUUUAAGCCGCUGCAUUUUGUGAUCACAAAUCCUACUUUUCACGUUGGCUGAAUUGUACUGUGAUGUUUCCGUUCUUUAUAUCUUAAUAUUCAUAUCUUUUAUCUAACUGAGCAAUGUGAACUUUUGUGAUAUUUUGUGACUGAAAAGAACCAUUAAUAUGUGCUAUCAGAUAGAAGAAGCCAGUUUAAUCUUCUCGCACAGCUUCUUCUUGAUACACUGCUACUGAAUUGUUUUGGAGGCACAAUUUUGUAACUGUUUUCACACUUGGCUAGAGUAACAAGGUAUCUCAUAUAUAGUUUUUUCACACAAAUCUUUUAUAGUAGAUUUUUGAAUUUUUCUACGUAUAUUCACUUGGAUGCUAAAUUACUUGUAAAUAUGAGCGUCAACCACCUUUGCUGAGUUUUGUAAAUGGAGAGAUAAAAUUCAUUGAAACUAAAGUUCAUAUGGUUUUAUCUUUUGAGCAUAUGUUUUUUCCUCCACUUGUGCAUCUGUAAUGUAGACUCAAUGCAGUUUGAUAGAAGUGGAAUAGCCAUGACUUAAUACGAUCUUGGAAGUUGAUAGCAUUGAGCCAUGGCAGUAAAUGUGAUGCACAACUGUAUUAAUUCUGCAGUGUAGAUACACCCAUAGACCCAUUUCUAAAACAGGCAGGGAUUUUCAGUAGACCUGUCCAAAACAGUUUUUAAAAUUACUAAAAAUUGUAUUCUGGAAAGGCCUCCUUCUGUUUUUUGCCCCAAAUACUUUGGUAUCUCUAGGGUCUAUAGCAGAACUUGCAAAAUGUUAAUUUGUUAGACUACACUUCCCAGUAUUUGCUUAUGUUUACUGUGGAAUACUGGGAAGUAUAGUAUUUUUUCCAAAUUUUGAGCCAAUGUUAUUUAACUAGCUGUAGGUAAGACUCACACAGCUUGUGUAUCUCUCUCUAGAUGAACACAGUACUUUGGAUCAGUAUGAGCUGCUAGACAGCAACUUGAUAAACCACUUGUUUUUGAUGCCUACAUAUAAAAUCGUGUAGAGGUUGUCAUCACUGCUGAAAAAUAAAUUUGAAAGACACCAAUUGCAAGGGGAUUUCCUAUCUUUCUCUUUGGUUCAUGGUCAGUGCUCAGCUUAGUAGAGUAGAAGUUGUGCAAUGCUACUUAGAAUUUUUUGUUCUUUAGAUAUGCAUUUCAGGAAUUAAAUGGUGAUUUUAUUUGUACACUAUAGUUUGGUCAUUAAUAAUGCGGGAUUUUUAAAAAAAAUCUUUGAUACGUAGUUUUUUGCCCUAUGAUGUUGGGGCUCAUCACUAAUUCAAUGGGUCUGUUCCAGGAGCUUAUAAUUGCAGUAUACAAAGAAAUGUAUUGCGGUCUCAAAUGUGUCUAUGUAGCAUUGUGAUGAACGUUGGUAGGUAGAGAAUGGAAAAAACGUGAGUCAAUCACCAGCAAACAAUGUGCUUCCAACUUCUAUGAAUUCUCUGUGUGUAAAGUCACUGAUGUCUUUGUGUGACUUGGCCGAACAAUGCUUUUUGAUACUAUAUAUUUUUUUGUACUGCAUUUGGUGCUCUUGUCCACAACUUCACAGUAAUUGCACUGUAGUCUUUUGUAGCACAAAUUGAUGUGAAAAUAUAUUUAAAAUUACUAUUAAAGAUAUUUACUGUUGUUAGACAGAAAA
Molecule: messenger RNA, 3275 nt
Organism: Anolis carolinensis (green anole)
Lineage: Eukaryota; Metazoa; Chordata; Lepidosauria; Squamata; Anolidae
Gene: tmem38b
Product: transmembrane protein 38B
Exons: 6
Coding region: 194-1066 (290 amino acids)
Biological process (GO): potassium ion transmembrane transport
Cellular component (GO): membrane
Molecular function (GO): potassium channel activity; identical protein binding
Source: RefSeq, a predicted model, not a curated record